AUGGACCCAAAAACGAGGCUGCGCAAGGCCUGCGAUGCCUGCAGUAUUCGCAAAGUCAAGUGCGAUAAUGGCGGGCCACCGUGUCGAUCCUGCGCCAGCUUGGACAUUCCAUGCACGUAUGAGAGGCCAAGCAGACGCCGUGGGCCUCCCAAUCGUCAUGCGGAGGCCCUGAAGAAACAAAAGCUCGAGACUUCUUCGGCAGGCGCAUCGCCAGGUAGCGUAGCGGAUGGCCCCACAGAGAGUGUACUCAAGACCUCACCAUUAUCUCCCUCCGCGCAUGUUGCGCAUGCUCCAACAUCUGCGGAGGCCAUCUGCUCGUUACACACUGUUCAGUUGCUACUGGACGACUUUUUCACGUACAUUCAUCCGUUGGUGCCUGUUCCUCAUGAGCCAUCAUUUAGGGCAGCAUUUGAACGCCGUGAAGAUGCCACCAACAAUACAUUCUUGGCAUUGCUGGCCUCAAUGAUAGGGUUUCUUGUGGCCUCGUUCCCCCGAAGACCUAGACUUCGUCUCAACACAGAGGCGGAACGCGCAGCAUUUCCCAAUUCCAUCGCACUUGUGCGACGGUGCCAUGAGGUAGCGAUCCAGGCGCGGGGUGUUGGAUACCUUGAUCGCAACGCGACUGUCUACGAUGCUGCCAUCAGCUAUUUCCUCGGCGUCUGCUCAGGCUAUAUCUACAGCUUUCGGCGCUGUCGCACUUAUUUGGCUGAAUGUCAGACCAUGCUGCAGGUCUACGACCUAUGCCGCGCCCCGACAGACUCGCCCGCUACCGACACGCUCAAUGGAGGCAAUCCCGCCACUGAGUCCCCACAGUCUAGCUCGAGCCUGAUGGGAGGCAAUCAAGCAGACCUGAUCACUCAAGAGCUGGGAAGACGCCUUUUUUACGUCUCUCUCGUGGGUUAUCAGACUUUACAUCAGCUUGGAAACUCCGAUUUCAGAGUCCAGGUGGCACCAGAAACACCGACAGACCGCUACCCGCCACUUCCCCUGGAAGUAGAUGACGAGUUCAUCUUUUCAACACAUAUCAAUCCUCAACCAACCGGACGGGUAUCUCAAUUAGUCGGCUUCAUUGCAAAUGUGCGGAUAUACUGCUCUUACAAUUCUAUUCUUGCGUGGGAAACCGCUUUCGGUAGUUCGCGGGUAAUUGAUUGGGAGCAGCAGCGUUCCACUCUAUGGGAUUGCUUGCAAAGAACUAAGUCUGCCCUUCUUGAGACUCCUGCUGAAUUGUCUCUGCUCCAUCCCAAGAAAGAUGUGCCGGCCUUUAUGUCCGGGGACGGAUCUGUGUUCAGCUAUCCGGACGAUCACAUUCACCAAGAGCGACGCGCGAUUCAGUAUGAAAUUCAAAAGGCCAACAUUUACGCAAGCCAACUGUGUACGAGAUCCUACUUGGUUGACAAGUAUUGGAACUUGUUCGAUAUUUACAGGAACUAUGGCAACUCAGACCAGCCGAAGAAGGGUGGAACUGUGACCGACUCACAUAUCAAAGUCGAGACUCCGCAAGAUUCGCCCGCGGCUCCGCCACCUCAACAAAUGUCAGCGGUCUAUCAUGCACAGACAGAUUACAUCGGACGUAUGAUGGCCGAAGAACGAAAACUGGUAAUCAAGGACCUUUUUGUCCUUCUUCGUACAGUCAACGAAGUCAACAUGGAGCCCAACGGCGCCAGUCUUACCUCCAAAAUCCGCCAAGUAGCAUCUACCCUCCUCAACAUGCCCAACCAUCACCCUUCACCACUCGACUCUACCCAAGCCGACUCUUCUUCAGCAGCGCCCCCACCCGACAAGACCCCCACAGCUUCUCUAUCCGGCUUACACGUCCUCACAGCAGCCGAAGCAGAAUCCUAUCUCCAUGCAUUCAUCGAUACCCUCGUCCGGCUGGAGGGCCAUUCUACCGCGGCAACAGAUUCCGGAAGUACUUGCGAAGGUGUUAGUCCUCGCACAAAUGGACGAGCAAUGAGUUAUCAGAGCGAUUAUGACCGUGAUCAGGAGGAGCUCAGUCAGUGGGCAAAUCUCAGGGAGUAUCAGCAGAAAUUUGCAGAGGCCGGGGGCGUGCUGUCGCAGCUUUGA
Penicillium diatomitis is the source of this 2064-nucleotide messenger RNA. RefSeq lists its product as uncharacterized. The transcript has 3 exons. Gene Ontology annotation, molecular function: sequence-specific DNA binding; zinc ion binding; DNA-binding transcription factor activity, RNA polymerase II-specific. Lineage: Eukaryota; Fungi; Ascomycota; Eurotiomycetes; Eurotiales; Aspergillaceae. Gene Ontology annotation, biological process: positive regulation of transcription by RNA polymerase II. The coding region runs from base 1 to 2064 and encodes 687 amino acids. Gene Ontology annotation, cellular component: nucleus. The record is from RefSeq and is a predicted model, not a curated record.